This is a messenger RNA of Penicillium canescens, 2217 nucleotides long. RefSeq lists its product as uncharacterized. Gene Ontology annotation, cellular component: nucleus. The record is from RefSeq and is a predicted model, not a curated record. Gene Ontology annotation, molecular function: DNA-binding transcription factor activity, RNA polymerase II-specific; zinc ion binding; transcription cis-regulatory region binding. Gene Ontology annotation, biological process: positive regulation of transcription by RNA polymerase II. Lineage: Eukaryota; Fungi; Ascomycota; Eurotiomycetes; Eurotiales; Aspergillaceae. Bases 1 to 2217 code for a protein of 738 amino acids. The transcript is spliced from 8 exons.
AUGUUUUCAACCAGCCCGGCUCCAGAUGACAGGGAGGGAGUGCUUCAAGCUUCAGUCCCGCUAGACCUGCAAGGGUCGAAUCCCCCUACUGGUGCAGAGCGGAAGAAGCGCACACGGACUGGAUGCGUCAACUGCAGUCGCAGACGGCGAAAAUGCGAUGAGGCUAAGCCCAUGUGCACGGGCUGUAAGCGCCGGGGUGAGAAAUGCCAAUGGCGUAUGAUGGGUGCGUUUCGCGACUCGAAUAUCAAGGUGCUAGACUCAGACCACCCCUCUAUGAGCCAAGGCGUGGCAGCUAGCAAAAGCAAGCGCCAGAGCAAAUUUAAGAUUGUCAAUACUGCAAACCCACGGACAAAGCGUGCACCCAUGCAACAGGACCAAGUGCUCCCAGAGCAAGGAUCAGUGCAUGAAUCACCUCCACCAUCCGCCCCGGACCACAGUGCUACACCGGUGCCUGUGGCUGUUGCGGGGGACAAUCCAGACCCCACAAAUCCCCUGAUUGCCAAUGGGAUCCCUGCCUCAAAUUCCGGGGUAAACCAGGGUCUAUCACCGCCAUACUCAAGUGAUACGUCAUCGCAUCCACGAAAGACAUUUGACGAAACUCCAGGACAUGUUGAACUUCAAACACAUGUCAGCCCUCUGGGUCUUCAAGAACCAUCACCUGACUCCCGCUACGAACCAAAUCUCCAGUUUGACUUUCAGCCGCCUCAAACUAGAGACGACUCCACGUCACACCCCUAUAUAAAUUCCAGUCCCGAAUACGUGAUCAACGAUCUCGCUGCACUGAGGAUCUUGGCCAAAAUAGUCAGUUUCAUUCGUCGCGGCGUCUUUUCCGGACCAACAGAUCUCAUCAACGAUGUUUUCCUUCCUGGCUCUGCGUACGAGGCGCUUCAUACCACGCUACGAAAUCGCCAGCUAUGGACUGCAAGACCAGAUUUUCCGAGUCGUCGCAGUUCGCAAGAUUCCGUCCCUGCGGUGCAUACCCCAACAGGUUAUAGCGAUGCUGGCUCAGUCACAAGGACGGAGAGGGGAUCCCGGCGCUCAGGAUAUAGUAGACGUUUUGAAUUGCCACCUGAAAGAGAACAUGUUCUGUGGGAGAACUACCUCAACGAGAUUUGCUCGUGGCUUGAUAUGUUCGAUAAUCAACGACAUUUUGCUUCUACCUUCACCCAGAUGGCCAAGGCUUCAGCCCACCUUCGCUACUCUAUCUUGGCAUUGUCUGCACGGCAGCUUGAAAGACAACAAAAUGCCAAAUCUCAAUCUGAAAGUUUGUCGCUAUAUCAAGAGGCUAUUCAUCUCCUCCUACCAGAGUUGGGAAGCAAGACAACCCCUGUCAUUGCAUCCUGUGUCAUUUUGUGUGUCUUGGAAAUGCUGAGCUGCAACCCCAAAGAAUGGCGUCGCCAUCUAGACGGAUGUGCAUACCUCAUUCAAGCAGCUGGUAUCAAUGGAUUCUCCGGGAAAGAGGAACAAGCGCUCUUUUGGUGUUUUGCUCGAAUGGAUGUGUGCGGCGGCCUUAUCUCUGAAGAAGAAACCAUCAUACCAAUCCAUAACUGGAGACCCAGUGACAUGAGUUACAACGAAGCAGCGCAAACAUUCAUCGCUUCAGCAAAGACCAACGUCGACACAUAUGCCAACUACACAGUAUAUCUUCUCGCAAGAACGGUGAAUAUUCUUUUCGGUUGUGCGUCUAAACCAGAUUAUCCCUGUACAUCAUGCCAGUCUGUCCCCAACGAUGAUGGUGAUUCCUUUGUUCAUCGCUGGGCAGAUUCAUUUGAUCGCGUGGAAGAAUGGUAUGAAAACCGCCCGGCGCAGAUGAAAUCCAUUUUCAGUGUCGCCGCUUCCGAACGCGAAGGUCGAGAUCGGGCAUUUCCAAUUGCCUUGUAUGGAAAUGGGUCUGCGAUUUCCGGAAACCAAAUGUAUCAUGUCGCUGCCCUGUUACUUCUUCAGAGAAAGCCUAAGACACUGGUAUUGAAUAAAAGACCGAGAUCUGUUCUCUGGCACGCGCGGCAGAUAUGUGCGAUCUCCGCAUCUAAUGCACACCAUGGCUGCUGGACGAAUGCGUUACAGCCUCUCUGGAUAGCUGGAAAAGCCAUGUCUCACUACUCUGAACAUGCAGCCAUUGUUGAGACUUUGGUCCGGAUUGAGCGUGAGACUGGCUGGGCCACUGCUUGGCGUGUUGAAGACUUGAAAGAGUUCUGGGGCGAAUAUGACAAUGAUUAG